UUUCACUAUUUUCAAAUACUAAAAUUCGAUGUUUAUCAAUGGUAAAUGUAAAGAAAGAACAAACGAACGUGAACAUCAUCUCCAACUAAAGGUUAUGUGCCUGCACCGUAUUAUUUUAAAGUAAAGACUUCGUUCCUAAACCCUCUCGUCCCACACUUAAGAGCCACGUCAAAGUGUUUCUGUUUUGCAAUCUCUUAAAGUUAUAAUGGCAGACCCCGCGUGCCUCGAACCACAAGCAAACUUUAAAAUGAGAGAUAUAUGCAAGCGAUAAUAUAACAGGAUAACAUAAAAAAAAGGGUGUCAGAGCGCAGUAAGUGGAGGAGCGAGCGCAAACAUUUACAUGCAAAUCUCAUUCUUAUAAAAGUUAGCCAUUGCACAAAGGAGUCUUUAAAGAGAAAACGCGGCGUGACGUCACCAUGCAACUUUGCCCACCACCACCACCACCACCACCACCAUCAUCAGAACAACAAACAUCGAUACUCACGACACGACGACUCACACGCUUUCGCUCGCACCCAAAAUGCAUCGGCCAUUCCCAAAACAAACCUCACAUGCCUCCACUUCACCCAUGCACUAAACCCACCCAACUUCCAUCCCUCAGGUCGAAACAAUCAGCAGCAGCGACUGGAAUAGCUACCCCGUUGACGCGCCGAAGAGAUUCCUGGUGGCUUCCAUAACCCAGCUGAGCGGAGGGGAGGCCUGAGGGGUGCGUGAUAGGUCAGUUGGGAACUAGACGCCAGAGGGAGCACGCCACCUGCCUCCCGGUGGCCGGCGAGGGCUCAAGUUCUAAGGGCGGAGCGAGAUGGUCGUCAGGGGAAGGAGGGCAGCGGGCGCGUUGUGUCUCCUCCUGCUCCUGGGACGGUCCCACGGCCUGCUGCAGAACGGCGCCUUCUCCUUCUCCUCCUCCCCAUCUCCAGUGCUUCUAUCAAGGGAAGACCUCAAGCUGCUCUUCGUUAACCCUGACGAUGUCGCUAACCACCAUGUCGUCCGCCUACACUCUCGGUCCCGGGAGAAACGCGCCUCUCCUGGCCUCACCGAGAACCCCGGCCACCUCGACGUGACACUGGAGGAUGGCGGGAGGGAGCUGGAGUUCGAGCUGCGGCCGAACGAUCAGCUCAUCUCGCCCGAGUUCGUGGUGGUGGUGCGUGGGUAUGACGGCGUGUCGAGGGAGCGAGGGGCCGCCAGAACCGCCUGCGUGUUCUCCGGCUUCGCCAAGGGACAGCCGGACAUCACAGCGGCUCUCUCAGACUGCGACGGCCGAGGAUUUACCGGCGUCAUCAUCUCCGGGAACGAGACACACAUGGUCACGCCGCACCCCGGGACCAGGCGGCGGCGGCGGCGGCGGGAGGCGGAGGGCGGCGGCAGCGGCGGAGAGGCGGAGGACGAUGAUGAGGUGACACCCGAUGGCCUGCACAUCAUUCACGCCAGGAAGAAGAACAUGAAGUGUGGCGUGUUCGACUUGGAGGCCAUGAAGGCGCCGCGCGUGUUGGUAAGACUGCCGAAGAAUGAAAGAGGACGCAGGAACGAGACCAGUGAGGAGGACGAGGAGGAUGAGUACGGCCGAACGAAGAGAGAAACCAAAGAAGAGCUGCGCAUCGAGACGGCGGUGUUUGUCGACGACGAGAUGGUGACGUUUAUCAAGGAGAGAUACGAAAACCAGGACGUCAAGGAGACCAUCACCGACACCGUUUUCGCCAUCAUGAACGGGGUGGCGCUCAUGUACCAGGCGCCGUCCCUGGAGCAGCACCUCAUCAUCACGGUGGUCAAGCUGGAGAUCAUCGAGGACAGCAAGCGAGGGCCCAGCAAGGCGAACGGCAACAUCCAACAGUACCUCAAUAACUUCUGUUCGUGGCAGAAGAACCAAAAAGGGAAGAUGCAGGAGAAUUGGGACCAUGCCCUCAUGUUGUCCGGCCUCGACUUGUGGGAUGGCGACCCUGAAUCCACCUCCGUCAUAGGCCUGGCGUGGGUGGCGGGCAUGUGUCAGCCCACCUACUCAUGCACCAUCAACGAGGGCACCAGCUUCGAGUCCGUCUUCGUCAUCACGCACGAGCUCGGCCACAACCUCGGCAUGUCCCACGAUGGCUCACGGGACGACCGGAACACGUGCAGCGGCGACAAGUUCCUCAUGUCCUCCUCCACGGGCCCCGGCAAGGUGACGUGGUCCUCCUGCUCCAACCAAGAGCUGAAGAGUUUUCUGAGGAAGUAUCCCCUCGACUGCCUGGAGACAACCUCAAAACUAACCCCGAAAGGCAGUACCACAGGCGACCAGCUGCCCGGGGAGGUUUAUGUCAAGGAGGAGCAAUGCAACUUCGCGCAGGGGUCAGGAUUUAAGCCGUACGUCACCUCGAAGGCUCCCUAUGACGAUGUGUGCAGGGAGCUGUGGUGCCAGAACACGACCCACGCCCUCCGCACUCACCCGGCGCUAGAGGGCACCACUUGCGGCGUCAAGAAGUUCUGCAUGAAUGGUAGCUGUCAGAACAAGCCGGCACGGACGAUCGCGGAGCUGCCCACCACCGUACCCACCGUCACAACCCGGGCGCCGCGCAAGGAGUCCAAGGGCUUCUCCAACCUCCUCUGGCGCAUCAGGAACCUGUUUAAAAGAUACAUGUCCCUCCGCCAAGACCUCCCCGCCAGCGUGUUCAAAUCCUCGUGGCGGCUCAAAGACUCAUCGCACUGCUCGGCGUCGUGUGGGGGAGGGUGGAGCAAGGGCGAGGUCUCCUGCACCACCCCCGACGGCAGGGUGCGACUGGGUGAGGACAUGUGCAACCCCGACGCUCGCCCAAUCGAGUGGUCCUCCUGCAACACCGGUCCAUGUGGGUCUCCUGAGGGUACUGCUGGGAUUAGUAGUGGUGGUGGUGGUAGUGGUGGGGGUAUUAACUUCCCCAGUGGGUGACGUAGGUUAUAGUAG
Eriocheir sinensis (Chinese mitten crab) is the source of this 2908-nucleotide messenger RNA. Its product is annotated as A disintegrin and metalloproteinase with thrombospondin motifs adt-2-like. The coding region runs from base 803 to 2893 and encodes 696 amino acids. Gene Ontology annotation, molecular function: metalloendopeptidase activity. Lineage: Eukaryota; Metazoa; Arthropoda; Malacostraca; Decapoda; Varunidae. The transcript is spliced from 14 exons. The record is from RefSeq and is a predicted model, not a curated record. Gene Ontology annotation, biological process: proteolysis.